AUGCGAGACAAACUUCUUCACUCCUCUUUCUGGCCGUUACGAUUUUACGAUUUACGACGUUUGUUUACCGGAGUUGUUUCCACUCCAGCCCUCCCACCUUUUCCAUACGAAAUGUCUCUCCGCGGCACCCCGAACAUCCCGGCAACACCGCGUGUAAUAUCCCCCAGUCCUACCCCUUCAGACACCCAGGACGGUUCGCAAGAUGACUAUUCGGGGCCUGUGACAUGCUCAGCGGCUCGAAGGCGACAGACAGGCAAUAUCGCUCCUCAAGUGCCCAUACAAGAGGGUAUCGAUGAGGACGAGUCGGAUCCCGAACUCCGCCGCGCCCGGACGCGGUCUCGCAGUCCCAUCAACUCACGCAAAGUCGCUCGUCUCGCUUCCGUCACGGAUGAUCGAUCUAAGGAUGCCCCCAAGGUCCAAGGCCAAGAUCUUACAACGCACGCAAAUGGCCUUGUAACGACGUCGAACGGGCACCUUGCGCCGCCCACGCCUGCCACCCCCUCCGGCUGGAGUUGGCGUGACUUCAGUCGCAGCCCGAGCCCACUGGGCUUGAUUCCAAUACAUCGUCAUUUCAAGACAUUAAUACACAAGCAUGAGGUUCCGAGAAAGGUCUUGCACGUAUCUAUUGGCUUCUUGGUCUAUUGGCUAUACGUGACAGGAACACAACCGUCCAGGGUUACGCCGUGGCUGAUGGGAUUUCUGAUCCCUAUAGCCUCGACCGAUAUUUUACGCCACAAUUUCGCGUCAAUCAAUCGUAUCUACGUCAAGUGUCUAGGCGCAUUUAUGCGCGAGAGCGAAUACUCUGGUUACAAUGGCGUUAUUUGGUAUCUUCUAGGCGCGUGGAGUGUCCUAUACUUCCUUCCGAAGGAUGUAGCAGUUGUCUCGGUCAUGUUACUGAGUUGGUGCGAUACGGCAGCCAGCACUUUCGGUCGUUUAUAUGGCAGAUACACACCUCGUAUUAGACGAGGUAAAUCGCUCGCAGGCUCGACCGCAGCUUUCGUGGUCGGUGUCCUCACAGCUGCAUGGUUUUGGGGAUGGCUUGCGCCGCGUACUCCCUCUUUCCCCGGAGACGAUCAGAAUCCGUUCAUGUUCAACGGCUAUUUAAGAUUACCCGCAUCAGCUGCGAAUCUGCUUGGACUUGGUGAAACAGACGCAACCAUCAGCGGCGCCGUCGCCCUGGGUGUGAUGAGCAUCUGCUCCGGGCUUGUUGCAGCAUGCAGCGAGGUUGUUGAUAUUUUUGGCUGGGAUGAUAAUAUUACAAUACCCGUACUGAGUGGCGUCGGCAUUUGGGGGUUUCUCAAAGUUUUCGGUUGA
Messenger RNA from Truncatella angustata, 1314 nucleotides. RefSeq lists its product as uncharacterized. Gene Ontology annotation, molecular function: ATP-dependent diacylglycerol kinase activity. The transcript has 2 exons. The coding region runs from base 1 to 1314 and encodes 437 amino acids. Gene Ontology annotation, biological process: phosphatidic acid biosynthetic process. Gene Ontology annotation, cellular component: endoplasmic reticulum membrane. NCBI's taxonomy places the organism in Eukaryota, Fungi, Ascomycota, Sordariomycetes, Amphisphaeriales, Sporocadaceae. The record is from RefSeq and is a predicted model, not a curated record.